UCACAACGCGUUCCCCUGUCUCGUUCCUUCUCCGACGUUUUGCGCAAGCGUAAUCCAUAAACACAGAUCGAUCAAAGAAGAUGCUCGCAGUGUUCAACAAGUCGGUGGCGAAGUGCCCGGAGGCUCUUCAGAGCCCCCACGACGGAUCUCCGGCGGCGGCGUCCGCCCUGAAAGACGGUUUCUUGGCGGGAAAGUUCUCCUCCACUCACUCCGGCUCCGUCUCCGUCAACCUCGGCGACUCCGGCGUCCUCGCCUACUCUUCCGAUCGCCAGAACCCACUUCUCCCCAGGUUGUUUGCAGUUGUGGAUGACAUAUUCUGUUUGUUUCAAGGCCACAUUGAGAAUGUGGCAACUCUGAAACAGCAAUAUGGGCUGAACAAGGCAGCCAACGAGGUGAUCAUUGUGAUAGAGGCAUACAGGACCUUAAGGGACAGGGGUCCCUACCCUGCGGAUCAAGUUGUGAGAGAUCUCAAUGGAAAGUUCGCUUUCGUCCUCUACGACAGCUCUUCAAAGGCUGCCUUCUUAGCAGCUGAUGCUGAUGGGAGUGUGCCCUUCUUCUGGGGGUCUGAUUCUGAAGGUCACCUUGUUCUCUCAGAUGAUGCAGACCUUGUGAAGCAAGGCUGUGGCAAGUCCUUUGCACCAUUCCCCAAGGGAUGCUUUUUCACAUCUUCUGGAGGCUUGAGGAGCUAUGAGCACCCACUGAAUGAGCUGAAGGCUUUCCCAAGGGUGGACAGCUCGGGCGAGGUGUGCGGUGCCACCUUCAAAGUUGACUCAGAGUCUAAGAAGGGGAUGACCGGUAUGCCCAGAGUUGGAAGUGCUGCAAACUGGUCGGAACACUACUAACACACCCCGCCUGCCCGCCCGACGUUUCCUUUUCAUUUCCCCCCACAUUUCACCAUCUUGUUAUGUAAAUUGGUGCUGAAUGUUAUGGUAAACUGUGAAAGAGCCAUUUCUGACAUUUAAUAAACUACUAUCAGCAAAAAAAAUAAAGAGUCUCAAAAUGCAUCAUGCAAAUUACACCCAGUUUUUUUUAGAAAGGAAUUCUUCAAACAGUCUGAAAGCAUUAAAAUAUACUAUAGAUA
This is a messenger RNA of Cuscuta campestris, 1081 nucleotides long. The record is from the annotation of a GenBank genome assembly. Lineage: Eukaryota; Viridiplantae; Streptophyta; Magnoliopsida; Solanales; Convolvulaceae.